Messenger RNA from Salvelinus fontinalis (brook trout), 3567 nucleotides. RefSeq names its product b(0,+)-type amino acid transporter 1-like. The record is from RefSeq and is a predicted model, not a curated record. Gene Ontology annotation, cellular component: membrane. Gene Ontology annotation, molecular function: L-amino acid transmembrane transporter activity. Gene Ontology annotation, biological process: amino acid transmembrane transport. The coding region runs from base 751 to 2253 and encodes 500 amino acids. The transcript is spliced from 13 exons. NCBI's taxonomy places the organism in Eukaryota, Metazoa, Chordata, Actinopteri, Salmoniformes, Salmonidae.
GUGGGUAUCAUUCUUACACAGGAGGUGGGUAUCAUUCCUACACAGGAGGUGGGUAUCAUUCCUACACAGGAGGUGGGUAUCAUUCCUACACAGGAGGUGGGUAUCAUUCCUACACAGGAGGUGGGUAUCAUUCCUACACAGGAGGUGGGUAUCAUUCCUACACAGGAGGUGGGUAUCAUUCCUACACAGGAGGUGGGUAUCAUUCCUACACAGGAGGUGGGUAUCAUUCCUACACAGGAGGUGGGUAUCAUUCCUACACAGGAGGUGGGUAUCAUUCCUACACAGGAGGUGGGUAUCAUUCCUACACAGGAGGUGGGUAUCAUUCCUACACAGGAGGUGGGUAUCAUUCCUACACAGGAGGUGGGUAUCAUUCCUACACAGGAGGUGGGUAUCAUUUCUACACAGGAGGUGGGAAUCAUUCCUACACAGGAGGUGGGAAUCAUUCCUACACAGGAGGUGGGAAUCAUUCCUACACAGGAGGUGGGAAUCAUUCCUACACAGGAGGUGGGAAUCAUUCCUACACAGGGGGUGGGAAUCAUUCCUACACAGGAGGUGGGUAUCAUUCCUACACAGGAGGUGGGUAUCAUUCCUACACAGGAGGUGGGUAUCAUUCCUACACAGGAGGUGGGUAUCAUUCCUACACAGGAGGUGGGAAUCAUUCCUACACAGGAGGUGGGAAUCAUUCCUACACAGGAGGUGGAUAUCAUUUCUACACAGGAGGUGGGAAUCAUUUCUACACAGGAGGGUGACAUGGACGAGGGCAGUGUGAGGAAGAGGAGGGACAUGUUUAAUGGAGGCCCCGGCCCAACCUCCAAUAUGUCUGCCUCCCAUUCCAAGCCUGCUGAGGAGGACGUGAAGGCUACCGUGCUACAGAAGGAUGUGGGCCUUUUGAGUGGGAUCUGUCUGAUCGUAGGAACCAUGAUCGGCUCCGGUAUCUUCAUCUCCCCGAAGGCAGUGCUGCUGGAAACGGGAGCUGUAGGACCAUGUCUGUGUGUCUGGGCCGCCUGCGGGGUGCUGGCUACACUGGGGGCGCUGUGCUACGCGGAGCUGGGCACCAUGAUCACUAAGUCUGGAGGGGAAUACCCGUACCUGAUGGAGGCCUUUGGGUCAGUGAUGGCCUACCUCUACUCAUGGAGCACAAUCAUGGUCUUAAAGCCCUCCUCCUUCGCCAUCAUCGCCCUAAGCUUCGCAGAGUACGCCUCCACGCCAUUCUACCCAGGAUGCACUCCUCCCAUUGUGGUCACCAAGUGCCUGGCUGCAGCGUGCAUAUUUCUGAUAGUGUUGGUGAACUGUCUCAGUGUGAAGCUAGCCAGCUAUGUCCAGAACUUCUUCACUGCAGCCAAGCUUCUCAUCAUCCUGGUCAUCAUAGUGGCGGGCAUCGUCCUCUUGGCACAAGGAAACACUGAGAAUCUGUCCAACCCAUUUGAAGGAGCCUCAACCUCCUUUGGAUCCAUUGGACUGGCGUUUUACAACGGGCUCUGGGCCUACGAUGGGUGGAAUCAGCUGAACUUUAUAACAGAGGAGCUGAAAAACCCAUACAGAAACCUUCCCCUGGCCAUUAUCAUUGGUAUUCCCUUGGUGUCUGUAUGCUAUGUGCUGGUCAACAUUGCCUACUUCAGUGCCAUGACCGCUACGGAACUACUGCAGUCUCCCGCUGUUGCUGUGACUUUUGGUGACAGAGUACUGUACCCCCUGUCGUGGGUAGUCCCUGUGUUUGUCGUCUUCUCCACCUUCGGGGCGGCCAAUGGGAGCUGCUUCACUGCCGGCAGGCUGACCUAUGUGGCAGGAAGAGAGGGUCACAUGGUAAAGAUUUUGUCCUAUAUCAGUCUGAAGCGUCUCACUCCUUCCCCCGCCGUCAUCUUCAAUGGUAUUCUGGCCGUAUUCUACAUUAUCCCAGCAGACAUCAACACCCUGAUCAACUACUUCAGUUUCGCCCAGUGGGCUUUCUACGGCCUCACAGCUCUCGCUCUCAUCGUCAUGCGCUUCACCAGGAAGGAUCUCGAGAGGCCCGUCAAGUGUCCCAUGCCCAUAGCAGUGCUGGUGGUGAUAGUGUCCUGCUACCUGGUCCUAGCACCUAUCAUAGACAAGCCAGAGCUGGAGUAUCUCUACUGUACCAUCUUCAUCCUCAGUGGUCUGCUGCUCUACUUCCCCUUCGUUCACCGCAAGUUCAGCUGGACGCGCAGGGUCAUGAGGCCAAUCACCAUGCACCUCCAGCUGCUGAUGGAGGUCGUUCCUCCUGAGAACAACGAAUAGAGGAAGAUAAUAAACAUCCUGAACUGACUAAUGUGGACAACUGUCACCCUAUUCCCUCUGUGGUGCACUACCCUAUAGGCCCUAGUCAAAAGUAGUGCACUACAUAGGGAAUAGGGUGCCAUUUGAGACGCAUGAUUAGAAAACACAGACUUAGAAAACACAGACUGUACUGUCUCAUAAUGAAGGUACUGUUUCAUAAUGAAGGUACUGUACUGUCUCAUAAUGAAGGUACUGUCUCAUAAUGAAGGUACUGUUUCAUAAUGAAGGUACUGUACUGUCUCAUAAUGAAGGUACUGUCUCAUAAUGAAGGUACUGUCUCAUAAUGAAGGUACUGUCUCAUAAUGAAGGUACUGUCUCAUAAUGAAGGUACUGUCUCAUAAUGAAGGUACUGUACUGUAUCAUAAUGAAGGUACUGUCUCAUAAUGAAGGUACUGUCUCAUAAUGAAGGUACUGUCUCAUGAAGGUACUAUCGCCAAUGGAGAUGGUUUAUAUAAUGCCCCUCUGUGUUUAAACUCUGCUUAGAAGGACAUAUUUGCUUUUAGGACACUGCCAGUAUAUAUUGAAGACACAAAGGCUCUGCCUGUCAAGUUGGCAGCAGCCGAUAAUGAAGGUACUGUAUCAUAAUGAGACAGAGGCUCUGCUUGGCAGGUUGGCAGCAGCCGAUAAUGAAGGUACUGUAUCAUAAUGAGACAGAGGCUCUGGUUGGCAGCAGCCGUCUACAUGAUCUGGUUCCCAAACUAAUUGACUGGAUACAGGAGGUCAAUGCCUGCGUCUAAAAUCCCUAUGACCCUAGAGAACGGGGAGCCAUUUGAGACGCUGACAAUAUGCUGCUCUUGUACAUGACUAGAGAGAAAAUAAGAGACCAACAUUAUGUCAUUAUCUUUUGCUUUUUAUUUGUCCUCGACAUUGUUUAAAAUCCCUCAUGUUUGCGCUGUUCAAGCACUUCUAUAUUAUCUAUAUCUAUGGUUUCUAUAUUAUCUAUAUCUAUGGUUUCUAUAUUAUCUAUAUCUAUGGUUUCUAUAUUAUCUAUAUCUAUGGUUUCUAUAGUAUCUAUAUCUAUGGUUUUAAUAGUUAUUUGACAAGUUAAAAGACAUAUUUGUCCCUUGUUGUCUUCUAUCUCGUCCACCAGCGGCCAGUUGAACCUGGGGACACGGUUCAUCUUAUACUGCCUACUGUGUGAUGUCAUCGUGUCACUCUAAACUGAAUGUAGAAUUUAUACUACUGAAUUCAACGUUUCAAAACCUCUUCUCUUCUUGGACUUGAAAAGUAGACAGUGAGUUGUUGUGUUUGUGAAUAAAACAGUUUACCCUUCAA